Astrephomene gubernaculifera is the source of this 1366-nucleotide messenger RNA. Lineage: Eukaryota; Viridiplantae; Chlorophyta; Chlorophyceae; Chlamydomonadales; Astrephomenaceae. The record is from the annotation of a GenBank genome assembly.
GCUAUAUUCACUAAGUUCAAUGUUGUUGUCACGCAUAGUGGACGUUGGCGCCAUUCGUGUUAUACGCUGAGUUUGAACCUGUCCUUUCUACUAGUCCUCUUGCACACGACUGUGUUCACCUGUAAUCAUGAGCGAGCGUCCCGAUCGUCCUGUUUUCAUAGGGAACUUUGAGUAUGACGCGGAGGAGCGCGAGGUCGUGAGGUUGAUGGAGAAAUAUGGUCCUGUGGACAAGAUCGACAUGAAGCAAGGGUUUGCUUUCGUCUACAUGCGCUACAAGGAGGAUGGCGACGAGGCGAUUCGGCGCCUAGAUCGCAUGGAGUGGGGCUACAAGCGGCGGCAGCUUAAAGUGGAGUGGGCGCAGAAGUCGGAAGCGGACAGGAGGCGCGACACGCGCCCUUCCAGGACACUUUUUGUCGUCAACUUUGAUGUACGUCGGACCAGCGAGCGCGACCUGGAACGCUUCUUCUCGCGCUACGGGCGGCUGCUGCGCGUGCAGAUCAAGAAGAACUACAGCUUCAUCCAGUUUGCGGAUGUGGACUCGGCCAUUCGUGCGCAGGAGCGUUGCAACGGUGUGCAGCUGGACGGCCGUACGCUGGCGGUAGAGUUCGUACAGAACGAGGACCCGAACGUGCGGGUGUCCGAAUUUGGUCGCGCCGAUCGAGAUCGUGAUCGCGAUUAUGGCCGCGACCGGGACCGUGACUAUGACCGCGACCGGGACUACCGGGGCCGAGACAGGUCGCGUUCAAGGUCUCGGGACCGCCGCGCACGCUCGCCCGGCCGCAGCUCCCCUCGAUACGACCGCCGGGCGUCACCACCGCCGCUGCGGGGGCGCAGCCGCAGCCGCAGCCCCCUGCCUGAGCGCUGUGAUCGGUCGCCCAGCUACGACCGCUGAGCGAUCCUGGCGUGGACCCGGGCUGUUUGGUGCUUCCAUGAGAUAGGAUGGGGGCAUGUGUGCUGCGAGCGAGGAGGAUGGUGCGUUUGCACUCUACAUUUGGUACAUUUGGUUACUUGUGGCUCUAUGCUGACAUGGUGGUCUGGGGCUUCUCCACGUGGAAACGCACCCGGAGAUUGGAGUUGGCAGCGCUGUUUCAUUAUUGAUUCUGAGCAUCGUGGAUUGUGCCGAGUUCCUUGCCACGACUUUAUCUUGCACCUUGCAUCGCACCCACACGUAGGCUUGCAGGUGCCUGCGUUACUGCAUGCAUGCGUGUCUGGAGAAAUGAUAUCGAGUUGCCACAGUGCACGCUUUUUCAUGACUGCAAAUGUAGCUGCUUGCUACUGAUCUGGUUGCGUUCGGUACACAUGUGUGGCGACAGCAACAUGUGUGGCGGGGGCAGGAGAAUUUGGAGUCGUGUUCAUUAUUGUUGAU